Molecule: messenger RNA, 2333 nt
Organism: Sycon ciliatum
Lineage: Eukaryota; Metazoa; Porifera; Calcarea; Leucosolenida; Sycettidae
Exons: 11
Coding region: 70-1863 (597 amino acids)
Source: RefSeq, a predicted model, not a curated record
UCAUUCUCAGCUGAUGGUGCAAACCGGACGUGCUACGAGCAAUAUGGUGGUCGGCCUUUGUCUACAGACAUGGAGCAGCUCAGCUGUGCCUCAAAACUGCUGAACACAUCGCAAGUCUUGCGUGACAACAACGUCACCUACAUACCUGUAUACACCAAUGAAUUUAAUGGGUCUGAUUGCACGACCUACCUACCAUCUAGCAACACGAUACUUCAAGACGCCUGCACAGGUGCACGACCAACAAUCUGUGAAACCUGGUACUGCAACGACAUCGACAACUUGGUAGUUGUACCUGGUGAAGACCGGUGUGUGUGCAAACCCGGUUAUAUGAGGACAUCGGCACACAGAUGUGAACCUAUCACAGCAUUGCUACCAGCUGCAGGAAAAUCACCAGGGAACGUGACCGUAUUAAGAUAUAACUAUGAGUCAAUGUGGAAAGUUCAACAGGUGUUCACGGAAAACCCACUUGGUCGACUGGCCAAUCUCUCCAUAGAUGAUGGACAAUUUGCUAUCAGAUCCAAUCAUGGCGUUAUCUACUCCUUCAACCCCUCUUCAGAGCCAUCAGUAUGCCCACCUCCACUGCCAAGUGCUCAGUUGCCAGGAUUUGAAGGAAUUGCUGAAGAUGGAACAACUGUGUGCGAACAAGGAUGGCAUCCGGAAAGCUCAAACACAGCAAUAUGUUCAGAGAAUGGUAUCUUGACACCGGCUAGAUGCAUAUCUGCAUCCCAGUACCACAGGAAUAAUUUGCAUGUCAUUGUGCCGGUAAUUCCCUUUAGCCUGAACUUGCUGAAGAUGAAUCAUUACAAUGCGACCAAACAUUGCAUAGACACCUACGGUUAUGAUGCUAGACUCCUGGACUUUGACAAUGGCUUUGAAGUGGAAACUCUCUCUAGUGUACUGCGCAAACUUAAACUUGGAGUCAAUGUCCUCGAGGACACAUUAUUUUGGUCCCGACUAUCCGACCUCUUCAGCAUUGAAAGUCAUUAUGCUUUUCAAAUCAAAAGCAACAACCUAAAGAGACGUGUGAUCAAACCAAAUUCCGAGAAAUUUGCGUUUGCCUGCUUAGCCAGAAUAUGCAAUGAUGCUGCUCACGUGAAUAGCACUGCCGUUCGCACAAUCAACGAUGAUGGUUCAGCGCAGUGCCUGCCAGGUCAUUCACUGAAAAGUACAGGACCCGCAUAUUGCCACCAAGGAACCUGGGUCAACUUUCCAAUCUGUGAAACGAAUCCAUCGGCAAAAUACUUCAAGCCAAGCUGUAGGCCUGCGGGAAACAUUGCCGACCGCUACGUCAAGGUUUAUAAGGAUGGCUCAGUUGUUUGCAAACCAGGCCACAGGGCAAUUAGGCAUUGGGGCCCAUAUUGCAAUGCAGCUGCUGGGAAUCUGUGGUGGAAUAUCGACAAAUGUGUUCCAACAAUCAGCUGGGUUCGUGAAUCUGUAUAUGCAAUUGACAGGCGAGGUUUGGCAUCCCUGAAUGAUGCUAAAAGUGACUGUAAAAAACUAAAUGGAAGACUACCUGCAACAAUCGAUGACGUGUUGACGGCAUCCCGUGUAUUUGAGUGGGGACCAUUUUGGGCCGUAUAUGGAGAUAGAAGUUUCUUCAGCCUUGAUGAAGGAAGAGCUAGAUCAAGACCGUCGAUAGCUGAGGGCGCCAAGACGAGAAUGAUUCGGAACUAUCUUUGCAUUGUCGACUGCAGCGUUGAUCCAUUGCAGCUCGCUCUACCCGGGUACGUUUCCAUUGACAAAAAGACACUGAAUGUUGUCUGUCAGACUGGUUACCGUCAUCACCUUGCAAAGAACGGCCUGGCGUGUGGAACAGAUGGUUACUGGAAAAACUUACCAUAUUGUGUCGGAGAGAAUGUGUAGGAGACAUCGGACUGGCCUUACUGCAAUAUCGACGAGUACUCCAAAUUUGGAUGUGUGUUCAUUACGCGGAAGAGUGUCCCCGAAGUGUAUGAGUGUGCACAGUAGGGAGGUUAAUGACAUUGUGAAGUCAUCCAACUUUUCAAGAUCUUUCCCGGCUGCAUUUCACAGCACACAUGUACCCGGACAUAUGUACUGUCGAAUCAUAUCCUAUCUCCUGUUUCUACUUCGCAUUGCAUGACAUAUGUACAGUCGAAUCAUAUCCUAUCUCCUGUUUCUACUACGCAUUGCAUGUCAUAUGUACAGUCGAAUCAUAUCCUAUCUCCUGUUUCUACUACGCAUUGCAUGUCCUGUAUUUUCUGGUUCCAGAUGACGGUGUGGAAUGCUUUCCCUCUGACUGUCACCAGCACAAGGCUUGUGUGUGUUUCCGUAUAGAAUGUAGAGUUCGAAUAUCAAAACUCGAUUUUAAAUUU